CCUACUGUUCUUUUCCGACAUUGUUCGGGUUUCUGCCGUUGCAACUGCAGUGAAUUUGGUGAAAAUGUCUCACGAGUGGGAUAAUGAGCCGUCCGCUGGAUUCCCGGAAGGUUCCACGGGAGCUGCUGGGAUGGAUCCCGAUGGUGUUAUCGAGUCAAAUUAUGACAAAGUCGUCGAGAGCUUCGAUGACAUGAAUCUUCGUGAAGAGCUCUUGAGAGGAAUUUACGCUUAUGGUUUCGAAAGGCCGUCUGCCAUCCAGCAGAGAGCUAUUCUGCCGUGCGUCGAAGGCAACGAUGUCAUUGCCCAGGCCCAAUCAGGAACUGGCAAGACCGCCACGUUUUCGAUCUCAAUUCUUCAGCAAAUCGACAUCACGGAUCCCUACUGUCAGGCUCUGAUUCUCGCGCCUACUCGGGAGCUGGCUCAGCAGAUCCAGAAAGUCGUGAUCGCUCUUGGCGACUACAUGAACGCCAAGUGCCAUGCGUGUAUCGGUGGAACGAAUGUCAAAGACGAUGUCCGCAACCUCGAGAAGGGUAUGCACGUCGUUGUCGGGACUCCCGGCCGUGUCUUCGACAUGAUUCAGAGACGUGCUCUGCGCACCGAUCAUAUCAAGAUGUUCGUCCUUGACGAGGCCGACGAAAUGUUGUCCCGGGGUUUCAAGGAUCAGAUCCACGAUGUUUUCAAGAACCUCGGUGAGAGCACUCAGGUGAUCCUGCUGUCGGCCACGAUGCCGCUCGACGUGCUGGAGGUGACGAAGUGCUUCAUGCGCAACCCGAUCCGUAUCCUCGUCAAGAAGGAGGAACUCACCCUCGAUGGUAUCAGGCAGUUCUACGUCGACGUGACCAAAGAGGAAUGGAAAUUCGACACUCUUUGUGAUCUCUACGAGACACUGACCAUCACCCAGGCGGUGAUCUUCUGCAACACCCGCAGGAAGGUCGACUGGCUCACCGAUCAGAUGACCAAGAAGGACUUCACCGUGUCCGCCCUCCACGGUGACAUGCUACAGCCUGAGCGUGACCUAAUUAUGAGGGCAUUCCGUUCCGGAUCGUCAAGAGUACUCAUCACCACCGAUCUUCUGGCCCGAGGUAUCGACGUCCAACAAGUGUCUCUUGUCAUCAACUUCGACUUGCCCACCAACAGGGAGAACUACAUUCACCGAAUCGGUCGUGGAGGACGUUUCGGCAGGAAGGGAGUCGCGAUCAACUUCAUUUCAGAGGCCGACAGACGUAUUCUCAAGGAUAUCGAGUCGUUCUACAACACCGAUAUCGAAGAAAUGCCCGCGAACGUGGCUGAUCUUAUUUAACUGUUCCCCUGGAGAAUAGAUCAAUCGAGGUGAUCGUCCAACUUUGAUGAUUAUUUGUGGUCGGCAACAUUCUCAUUACGAUCAAUGUCAUUGUGACGACUAUGAAUGAAAGAGCGAAGUGGUGGAAAGAAGCUGUGGAAUGUAUAUACAGUUCAGAGACGGACGUCUGCAAUGACGGUGCUGUUUCGAGCUCGUCUGUCCCUCCGUGGGUCAGAAUCUUAACGAAGUGCUAAUUGGCUGAAGAAACGGAGCUGCUGAAAAGCACAAUAUAUUAUAAAGAUGGUAACAAAACAAAUUAAACCACAGUGGAUGAUGAAUACAGAUAAGAGACGAAUAAAACCUUUCCAACAAGCUUCGCCC
Molecule: messenger RNA, 1660 nt
Organism: Galendromus occidentalis (western predatory mite)
Lineage: Eukaryota; Metazoa; Arthropoda; Arachnida; Mesostigmata; Phytoseiidae
Product: eukaryotic initiation factor 4A-I
Exons: 4
Coding region: 65-1300 (411 amino acids)
Molecular function (GO): ATP binding; RNA helicase activity; nucleic acid binding
Source: RefSeq, a predicted model, not a curated record